This is a messenger RNA of Musa acuminata AAA Group (dessert banana), 2646 nucleotides long. RefSeq lists its product as uncharacterized. NCBI's taxonomy places the organism in Eukaryota, Viridiplantae, Streptophyta, Magnoliopsida, Zingiberales, Musaceae. Gene Ontology annotation, biological process: DNA integration. The coding region runs from base 1 to 2646 and encodes 881 amino acids. Gene Ontology annotation, molecular function: nucleic acid binding. The record is from RefSeq and is a predicted model, not a curated record. The transcript is spliced from 2 exons.
AUGCCAAAAGACUGCUAUCCCCUCCCGAGGAUCGAUCAACUGGUCGACGCAACUGCCGGGCAUGCCCGCUUGUCGUUCAUGGGCGCCUUCUCCGGCUACAACCAGAUCAGAAUGGCACCCCAGGACCAAGAGCACACGACUUUUGUCAUCGAUCUAGGAGUGUAUUUCUACAAGGUCAUGCCAUUCGGGCUGAAAAACGCGGGUGCUACCUAUCAGAGGGCCGUGAACAAAAUGUUUGCUCCACAGAUCGGGAGGAACGUUAAGGUCUAUGUCGACGACAUGAUCGUGAAAAGUCGCAUGGCGGUAGACCACCUGAUCGACUUGGCCGAGACGUUCUCCACACUACGGAGGCACGGCCUGUGCCUAAACCCGGCGAAGUGCGUUUUUGGCAUCAGCUCGGGAAAGUUCCUCAUAUUCAUCGUGCAUGAAAGAGGAAUCGACGUGAAUCUGGAAAAGGUUCGGGCGGUCAUCAACAUGCAGGCCCCCCGGACAAUCAAAGACUUGCAGCGACUGAAUGGAAGGCUUGCUGCCUUAUCCCGAUUUCUAUCCUGGUCUGGUGAUCGCUGCCUCCCCUUCUUCCGGGCAUUGAAGAACCCGAAGGACUUCCGAUGGAUGGUGAAGUGUGAAGAGGCUUUUGGACAAGUCAAGCAACACUUGGCCAACCUCCCCCGCCUUGCCUCGGUUGCUUUUGAGGAAAAGCUCAGCAUUUAUUUAGCCGCCUCCCAGCACAUGGUCAGCUCCGUCCUAACCAAAGAGGCCUCUGGGGAGCAACUAUCGGUCUACUACAUCAGCCAUGUCUUGAAUGGGCCCGAGGAGCAGUAUCCGCCAAUCGAGAAGCUAGCUUUGGCACUUGUGCUGGCAUCCCAGAAGCUGCUCCCCUACUUCCAAGCUCAUCCGAUUGAGGUAAUCACCGACCAACCGCUUCGGCAGGUUCUGUCUAAAUUUGAUGUCGCGAGACGACUCCUCAAGUGGUCGGUAGAACUCGGAGAAUUCAACAUACGUUACGUACCGAAGACUGCUGUCAAGGCCCAGUCCGUGGCCGACUUCAUCGCGGAACUUGUUCAGAAUGAGAAUGAAAGUUCCGAGCAGCUUGAGGAGGCAUGGUUCCUGCACGUGGAUGGCUCGGCUACCUCGAGUAGCGCGGGUGCAGGCUUGGUACUCUCGACCCUCGACGGACGCUCGUUCGAACGCUCCUUCCGCUUCGGGUUCCGAGCAACCAACAACGAAGCCGAAUACGAGGCGCUCCUGGUAGGACUCAAGCUGGCCCUCGAGAUGCAGGUGGAUGCCCUUCACCGACUCGCAGCUCGUGGUCGAGCAACUCGGGUGCCGAGGAGCCAAAAUGAACGAGCUGACGAGUUGGCAAAGCUGGCCUCAAGGCCGGACCACAGAAACCACUCCGAGGUUAAAGAGCUCCCAUUCCGCGCCAUCUCGGUUUCGGCUAUAACUCCUACCGAUGUGCGCGCCACAUGGGUACAGGAGAUGCUACUCUUCAAACGCGACGGGAUUCUUCCCGACAACGAGGCCGCGGCUCGGCGCGUUUGCCGAACGCAGGCAUGGUACUCCGAGGUGAACGGACGGCUCUAUAAGCGGUCCUUCUCGCAACCUCUACUACGGUGCCUCGAGCCGGAAGAAGCUCUGAAGGUCCUAGCCGAGGUCCACGAGGGGAUUUGUGGAGAGCAUAUCGCUGGUCGGACCUUGGCCUACAAAAUCCUUCGCCAAGGAUACUAUUGGCCCACCAUGUCCCGAGACGCGAGAUCCUACAUACAGCUAUGCGGCCCGUGCCAGUGGCACGCCCGAAUACCCCAGCAGCCGACGGUUCCCCUAACCCCCAUCGACUGUGCAUGGUCAUUCGAGCAAUGGGGAUUGGACCUCCUCGGCCCCUUCCCACCGGCCUCAGGGCAACGACGAUACAUCGUCGUAGGUGUAGAUUACUUCACCAAGUGGGCAGAGGUCGAGCCACUGGCAACAAUCAUAGAGCGACAAGUGGAGAAAUUCAUCUGGAAAAACAUCAUGACUCGGUUCGGCUUGCCCGAGGCCAACAUCAUGGACAACGGAUCCCAGUUCACCAGUGCAAGGUUCCGGGAGUUCUGCCCGAACUACGGGAUUCAGCUGAAGUUCAGCUCCGUGGCCCAUCCCCAGACGAACGGGUUGGCCGAAUUGACCAACCGAUCUAUUCUGGACGGACUCAGGAGGAGGGUAUCGGUGGCCCAAUCGGCUUGGGUAGAUGAGCUCCCCAGUAUCUUGUGGUCCCUGCAGACCACCCCCAAGACCGCGACCGGAGAGUCCCCUUACAGCCUCUCGUUUGGGACCGAGGCUGUCUUGCCCCCCGAAAUGGUUUUCCCUACUUCGCGGACGGCAACCUACGACGAAGGGGUAUCGGCCCAGGGACUACGAGCCGAUCUCGACCUGCUCGAGGAACGGCGUGCUGACGCGCACUUGAAGGACCUCUCUUACAAGAGGGCCGUCGCUAGAAUCCAUAACCACAGGGUACAUCCUCGACCAAUUAAGCUAGGCGACUUGGUCUUACGUAAGGCCGAAGUCAGCGACCCGACCCGAAUGCAUGGUAAGUUAGCUCCUAGUUGGGAAGGUCCUUAUCGGGUGACCGACGUUGUUGGGGUCGGUGCAUACAGACUCGCGACAAUGUAG